Trichomycterus rosablanca is the source of this 2658-nucleotide messenger RNA. It is a transcript of the gene lrrn1, whose product is annotated as leucine rich repeat neuronal 1. The coding region runs from base 1 to 2166 and encodes 721 amino acids. The transcript has a single exon. Gene Ontology annotation, cellular component: extracellular matrix. Gene Ontology annotation, molecular function: protein binding. Lineage: Eukaryota; Metazoa; Chordata; Actinopteri; Siluriformes; Trichomycteridae. The record is from RefSeq and is a predicted model, not a curated record.
AUGGCUAGAGGGACUGCAUACUGUGUUUUUCAGAGCCAGUCUUGCUUCUUUCUAAUGCUGGCAUUAUUUACUAACUGGCAUCAUUUACUAACUUCUGUUGAGUCUGCAGAGUGUCCUCAGCUAUGUGUUUGUGAAAUUCGCCCUUGGUUCACACCCCAGUCCACCUACAGAGAAGCCAUAACCGUGGACUGCAAUGACCUUCGCCUUACACGGAUCCCUGGCAACCUGUCAAGUGACACACAGGUUUUACUUCUGCAGAGUAAUUACAUAGCCAGAACCAGUGAGGACCUGGAGCUACUGCUGAAUCUCACUGAACUGGAUUUGUCCCAGAAUAACUUCACAAACAUUCGAGACAUUGGCCUGACUAACAUGUCUCAGCUUACUACGCUUCAUCUAGAGGAGAAUCAAAUCAUCGAAAUGCCUGAUUUCAGCCUGCAAGACCUGACUAACCUUCAAGAGCUUUAUAUUAAUCAUAAUCAGAUUAGCUCAAUUGCACCUAAUGCAUUUGCUGGUUUGCGCAAUCUGCUCAGGCUCCACCUGAACUCCAACAAGAUCAGGGCUAUCGACAGUCGCUGGUUUGAAUCAACCCCCAAUCUUGAAAUCCUUAUGAUUGGAGAAAAUCCUGUGGUUGGCAUCUUGGAUUUGAACUUCAAACCUCUUGUUAAUUUAAGAAGUUUGGUUCUGGCCGGAAUGGAACUCACAGAUAUACCAGGCAAUGCUUUUGUUGGACUGGAUAACCUUGAAAGCCUAUCCUUCUAUGAUAAUAAACUUGUCAGGGUCCCUCAAAAUGCUCUACAAAAACUACCAAACCUAAAAUUUCUGGAUUUGAACAAGAACCCUGUUCACAAAAUCCAGGAAGGUGAUUUUAAAAAUAUCUUGCGGCUUAAGGAACUUGGUAUUAAUAAUAUGGGAGAGCUUGUCUCCAUUGAUCGAUUUGCCCUGGAUAAUCUUCCAGAACUGACCAAACUUGAGGCCACCAACAACCCCAAGCUUUCAUACAUCAGUCGAUUUGCAUUUCGAGAAGUCUCAUCUCUUGAGAGUCUUAUGCUUAACAACAAUGCUUUAAACUCUCUCUACCUUGCAACGGUGGAGUCCCUGCCCAACCUUCGGGAGAUUAGCAUCCACAGCAAUCCUCUGCGCUGUGACUGUGUAAUCCAAUGGAUGAACUCCAACAAGACGACUAUUCGAUUUAUGGAGCCUCUUUCAAUGUACUGUGCAAUGCCACCUGAAGUUAGAGGUCAGCGUCUGCGAGAGGUUCUUUCUUACAAAUCUGCUGACCAGUGUUUGCCAAUGAUAUCCCAUGACACCUUCCCCAACCACCUCAACCUGGACAUUGGGAUGUCAGUAGACCUCGACUGCCGAGCAAUGGCUGAGCCUGAACCAGAGAUAUAUUGGGUGACACCAUUAGGUAACAAGGUCAUGAUGGACACAGUGUCUGAUAAGUACCAUCUGAACAGUGCUGGAACCUUGCACAUUUCUAACAUUCAGGUGGACGAUUCUGGUCACUACACAUGUGUUGCUCAGAAUACUGAGGGGGCUGACACUCGGGUGACUGCAAUCCGGGUCAAUGGCACCCUCCUGGACAGCACCCAACUUAUCAAAAUAUAUGUCAAGCAAACCGAGUCCCAUUCUAUACUGGUGUCCUGGAAGAUCAACUCCAAUGUAAUGACCUCCAACCUUAAGUGGUCAUCUGCCACCAUGAAGAUUGACAAUCCUCAUAUAACCUACACAGCCAGAGUCCCUGUAGAUGUCCAUGAGUAUAACCUCACACACCUUCAACCAGCUACUGAAUACGAAGUCUGUCUUUCAGUUUCCAAUAUCCACCAGCAGACCCAAAAUUCCUGCGUAAAUGUCACAACCAAGCAUGCCACAUUUUCUGUAGAGAUUUCCGACCAAGGCACCAACACAGCGCUCGCUGCUGUCAUGGGUACAAUCCUGGCAAUUAUCAGCCUUGGGUUCAUCACAAUUUACAUUGCCAAGAGAUGGAAGAGGAAGAACUACCACCACUCGCUCAAAAAGUACAUGCAGAAGACCUCAUCCAUUCCUCUUAAUGAGUUAUACCCUCCUCUUAUCAAUCUGUGGGAUGUAGACACUGAGAAGGAUAAGGAUGGCCUGGAGUCGAAAUCCAGCCAGGUUGACACAACAAGAAGCUACUACAUGUGGUAAAAUCCAACAAACUCGCUUUGGAGCACAAAGACACGUUUUGCUUAUUUGUGCAAAAUUAAAUGUGGAGUUUUCUCUGCCUUGCUUACUGAAAGCAACUAUACGGACUUAAGUCUCCGAUAUUUUAGUAGAACAUACUACCUUUCCUUCUUUUAGCCUCAACUUUGCAGCUUUGUUUAGUUUCUAAAACUUUAGUCGCUGUGCAUUCUUAUCUUUAUAUUUUAACAGCACAGCUUAGGUAUUGUCAAUGAUAUUGCCAUUUUUGGGGUCAGUUGAUGCUGUAACAGUAAGGUUGAUCUGUGAUCAAGAUGGCUUUGGCAGUAUUCAUAGAGAAUGCUUUUUUUCUUCUCUUUUUGUAAACAGUUCAACUGUUGUGCACUCGAAUAUAUUAAGAAUUUUGUCUAUGAACUCUAAUGUAAGCUGACAAAAUGAAUUUAGACUCGACACACUGUCUAUUGAAUGAUGUAAGCAACUGUUCUGUAAUGUUGUAUCAAC